Messenger RNA from Nilaparvata lugens (brown planthopper), 3377 nucleotides. Its product is annotated as DNA excision repair protein ERCC-8. Gene Ontology annotation, cellular component: nucleotide-excision repair complex; Cul4A-RING E3 ubiquitin ligase complex. The coding region runs from base 642 to 1919 and encodes 425 amino acids. Lineage: Eukaryota; Metazoa; Arthropoda; Insecta; Hemiptera; Delphacidae. The transcript is spliced from 4 exons. The record is from RefSeq and is a predicted model, not a curated record. Gene Ontology annotation, biological process: proteasome-mediated ubiquitin-dependent protein catabolic process; transcription-coupled nucleotide-excision repair; protein polyubiquitination. Gene Ontology annotation, molecular function: protein binding.
UAGAAUCAACAUAACCUCAACAAACUCACCGUCCUUCCACUAGUAAAUCAAUUUUUGUUUUUAAAUUAAAUACAUAGUUUUCCAUUUAUUAUGACAUUUUCAAGUUCUUAUAAACUAGAAUGCUAUGUAUUAUUGUUUAUAAUAAUUCUAAUAAGUAAAUUUUGCAACAUUUCAUUAGCAUUUAGCCUAAUGGCUCCAAUUUGAAAUAACUAGAUUGAUUAGCCAAAUACAACUGAACAUGUUAGGGUACCUAUUGAUUUGAUUUUAAAUAAUAAAAUCAAUAUGCAUUAUAUUUAACAAUGUUUUUAAUAUUAGUUGAGAGGUGUACAGUGUAUAUUAACAUUGGCACACCGCUACAAUGUUUAUAGGAAAAUAACAUCUAAAUUUACUAAUUCAUUAUCUACAUACUUGUUUGCUAAUAAUUAGCAAAAUUGUUGAUUACAACUGUAAUCUUAUCAGUUUAAUUAUUGUUGGCUAGCUAAUGAAAAGCGUAUCAAUAAAUAAAUAGUGCAAUGUUUUUGAGAACUGCUUUAAACUUAUACAAGCAGUUUGUGCUUACAAUUAGAAGGCUAAUUUUCUGAAUACAUCAAGACAAAUCUAUUUAAAAUAAAAUUAUUCUUUGAUAAUUCAACAAGGAAACUAUGGACGUGCGGAGGAAAAUUAACAAAAAAUUGUGGAAGAAGAAAAAUAUAGUUUUGUGUUUGGAGAGUUUACAAAUGGGUACAAUGACUGCAUCAAAACUUAAGGAAAUUGACAGCAGACGAAGAAUUCUUGAAAUGAGUGUGAGCAGAUUGAUGGAUUUGCGGCAAGCCCAGGAUGGCUCUGUGACAUACUUGGAUUUGGAUGGUUACAGCGGUCGAUUUUUGUUAUCGGCCUGCAACAGCGGCUCAAUCUUCAUUCAUGAUCUGGCGAAUUUGACGGGUGAUCUGCGCUACGAAAGCCGCGUCGUGGGCCAGUGCUUGCCCGGUGACCCGGGGCAUAGUGGUGCCCGCCUGGAGACGGCGCAGUGGUAUCCGUUCGACACCGGUCUGUUCACCACCAGUGGUGGUAACUCUCAGUUGCGGGUCUGGGAUGGCAACCAGUUGAGGUGGAUCGAGGUAAUCGACGUGAAGGACACCAUAAACCGACACCACAUGAGCCCCGUGCCGUCGCACACCAGUUGUCUGGUUGCUGUGGCAACUUUAUCGGAAUUCGUCUACCUGGUCGACUUACGAACCGGCAACAGUGUACGGGAAUUACGUGGUCACAUGGAAGGCGUGAACGCUUGCGCGUUUUCGCCGCGCGAAGCGCACCUGCUGGUCACUGGCGGUGUGGACGGUUCCGUGCUGCUCUGGGACGUCCGUAUGUCCCGCGGAUAUCUGCGUGAAAUGCCCAAGGACAGUUCCGAGACGUCUAAAAAGACGCCGAAAAAAUGCCUGAUCAAAAGUGUGUGUUUCUGCAGUGAUGGACGAUCUGUGGUGCUUGUCAACCAAAAAGGAAAAAUUCUGUUAUGGAACUUGUUUAAUAAUGAUAGAAGUAAAAGUGUGAGAGAGUUCACAGGCACGUCCAACGGAAAGACCAUCAGAAUUCAGAUGGAUGUUAGUUCUGAUCUGGACAUUGUAUUUAUCCCUGAGAACCGCUCAGUUGCUGUAUACUCUUUGAAAACCUGCAACAUCGUGAAACGUCUGAACGAUCAUUACGGUCUAGUGAACUGUUGUCGGUUCAAUUCGUUCAGCCAAGAGUUGUACAGUGGCGGGAUGGAUCAUAUCAUAGUGCCUUAUAGAGCUGAGGCCGAAAUAUCGCGCGGGUUCACUGUGGAUUUGGAGAGAAAAGACUAUGAUGUCUACACGGGAGGAAAUGAGAUGAAGAGUAGUUGGAAAACCGGUCUCAAGGUAAAACCGUCAAAGGAUUCCUUGUGGAAUGACAGUGAUAGUGAUUAAUGAUUUAUUGAUCUAUUGAUGUGUUUAUUGAUUUAUGAAUUUAUUGAUUUCUCGGAAUCUCAAAGCAAACUUAUCACACAAUUCCUUGUGGAAUAACAUUGAUUGUUAUUAAUGAUCUAUUGAUUUGUUGAAUUAUCCAUUUAUGGAUUCAGUUAUCUAUUGAUUUAUUGUAAAUAAUGACUAUAGUGAAUAAUAUUGUAAAGGCUUAAUUUAUAUGUAUUAUUUAUACUUAACAAAACUAGUCACCCGUGUUAAGCAGUUAACUAUGAUCUAUUCUACAUUGUCACAAACUAGAAAUGUAUUAUUUUAUUCUUUGAAUGAUGAGCCAAUGCAAAAUACUGAUCUAAAAAUCUUCUCCAGUUUUCUAUUCACAAACAGAAUAGUUGAAAUUGAAUCAUUUUUGGAGGUCAUUAACCUUACAUUUAUGUAAGGUAUGUAUGCAUUAUGUAUGUAUCUAGAUACUUUUUUAUUCAUUCACACCUUGUGUUGUGUGUGAGAUAAUAUACUGUAACAAUAAUGAACUAUUUCAGUAAGAAAUACAUUCAUCAACUACAUGGGCGUAGAACCUGGGGGGGGGGGGCGCGUCCCCACCAAUAUUUUAUGGUAUAUGCUAUGUCCCCCGGAAAAAAUUAUUAAAGGCUCAAAUUAUGGCUGGUAAUCAAAACAAACAAUACAACUGAUGCUGUUUUAUUAUGCUGGUUUUUUUUUGUAAAUAAUUUUUAUUUAAUAAAACUUGAAACUAUUAACUCAGAAUUAUAUUUAUUCACCCACUAUUUUACCACUGCCAAAUAAGAGGAUUUAAAACGGAUUUGAAGUGAAAUAUGCUUUAAAAAUCACCAUUUUUAUAAGCUAUUUUUCAAAAAAAUCUUUGCUGGGGGGGGGCACCCCCAGACCACUCAGUACGUCCUCCCCAAUGUCAAACAGCAAUCUACGCCAAUGAUCAACUGACUGUGUUCACUAUCGAAUUUCUUGAAAUUUUAUCACAAGAGUCAAAUUUAAAUUGAUAAGGGAAUAAUAUUUAUUUUAAAAUAUUCAAAUUAUUAUGUAUUUACAUUUAUAUUACAUACAUUGAAUAUUUUUAUUAUAUUACAUAGACUUAUAUGUUCGAACCAUAAUGUAUUCUUUUGAUAUUUUGUAUUUUCUCAACACUGUGAAACUAAGCCCCGGUUGCAGAAAAGCUCGUUAAAUUUCAACCGUUAUUGAUUCCACGAGAACUAAUCAGAAAAGCCGCCUUCUCUGAUUAGUUCUCGUGAAAUUAACGACAGUUAAAAUUUAACCGGAUUUUCUGCAACCGGCACUAAGUGCUUUGACAUUUCGUUGUAUAGUAAACAACCAGUGUUUUGUACAAUAAAGAUAAGCAUUUGUUUCUAUUUAAUAACGUUUUUAUUUUCAUAAUUCUAUAGCAAAGCAACCAGUUUUUUGUACGAUAAAGAUUAAAAAAUUGUUUCUAUUCAAAAA